AACCAUCAUCCGUUCAGAAUAUAUUCCAAACAUUAUACAAAAAAUGAUGAUGACUGUUGCCUCUUCGAUCUUACACCUUGUCACUUUUGCCUACUUGGCAGCUACUAUCUCGGCUUAUACUAUUCACUUUCAGAAUAGUUGCUCUUAUACGGUUUGGGCCGCUGUAGGCAAGGCUCCUAACGGACAACCAGAUACAUCUGUUUCAUUUGGUCAACAACUCAGCUCAGGUCAGAGUGCCGAUUUUGGUGUAGCAGAUAAUCAGUUAGGUAUUCGUGCUUGGGGAAGAACUGGUUGUGAUGGCUCUGGUGCCAAUUGUCAGACUGGUGCUUGUAAUGGUGGUUUAGUCUGUACCGACGCUGGGAUCACUUCACGUGCUCUUCUUUCUGAAUACGGUAUAGGAACUGAUGGUAGAAUUUACUGGGAUCUUUCAUAUGUUGGUGGUCAAAUUAAUAUUCCUACUAGACUUACAGGUCCAGAUGGUCAAGAAGUUUAUUGUGCAAAUGGAAAUUGUCCAAACACUCAAGCUUUUCAAAAUUCCGAAGAUUUUGGUGCUAUAAGAAAUUCAGCUCAAGGUGGUACUUAUAAUCAUCAUUUCUGUGGUUAAGAAAAAAAACUAUACAUGGAUUUUUUUUUGUAAACAAUCCAUCAAAUCCUUAUGUGAUUGUGUGUUAUGUAUCUGAUUUCCCUCUCAAUUGUUUGGAACCCCUUUGGUUAGUUUGUUUUGAGACUUGAUGAUUUCUGGUUUGAGUGAAUUGAAAUCCGUAGUUGUCUUGUUGUAC
Melampsora larici-populina 98AG31 is the source of this 779-nucleotide messenger RNA. RefSeq names its product thaumatin-like protein. The record is from RefSeq and is a predicted model, not a curated record. The transcript is spliced from 3 exons. Lineage: Eukaryota; Fungi; Basidiomycota; Pucciniomycetes; Pucciniales; Melampsoraceae. The coding region runs from base 44 to 604 and encodes 186 amino acids.